AUGAGGAUCAACAAAUCGUGGCUCCGACCCAUCCGGACUCCAUUGCAAUGUUUUGCUAGUGAUAAAGUAAUCUCAGAGGGAGCGAUCUCUCUCUCGGUCACAGCUGGAGAAGGUCGGAACCAGGUCACCUUGUUAGUAGACUUCCUGGUAGUAAAUACGCCCUCGGCCUACAAUGCCAUUCUUGGCAGACCCUCCCUCAACUCCAUGAGGGCAGUAGUAUCUACAUACCACUUAAUGAUGAAAUUCCCUGCGUUGGGGGGAAUUGAAUACCUCCGAGGAGAUCAACGAGAGGGGCAACGAUGUUACUCGGUGGCGUUCAGGAAGGGCGUUGUGAAACAGGCCCUUACAGUCAACAUGCUCGACCCCAGAGAGCGGACCCUAAUGCUCGACUUCCUUAAGCAACAUCGAGAUGUCUUCGCUUACACUCAUCACGAUAUGUCAGGUAUUCCUCUUGAGGUUUCUAAACUCCUCGGCGCUGGCUUCAUUGAAGAAAUUCAUUACCCAGACUGGAUCGCAAACGUGGUGCUCAUGAAGAAGGCUAAUGGGAAAUGGCGGGUCUGCGUAGAUUACUCUGACCUGAACAAGGCGUGCCCCAAUGAUAGUUUACCCCUCCCCCGGAUCGACCAAUUGGUCGACAGCACAGCCAAGCACGAGCUCUUCACUUUCAUGGACGCAUACUCUGGCUACAAUCAGAUAGUGAUGUACCCUCCAGAUAGAUAG
This is a messenger RNA of Magnolia sinica, 720 nucleotides long. RefSeq lists its product as uncharacterized. Lineage: Eukaryota; Viridiplantae; Streptophyta; Magnoliopsida; Magnoliales; Magnoliaceae. The transcript has 3 exons. Bases 1 to 720 code for a protein of 239 amino acids. The record is from RefSeq and is a predicted model, not a curated record.